Molecule: messenger RNA, 999 nt
Organism: Lactuca saligna
Lineage: Eukaryota; Viridiplantae; Streptophyta; Magnoliopsida; Asterales; Asteraceae
Source: the annotation of a GenBank genome assembly
AUGACUUUGCAGCCUAGCUCCUCUUCCACAGGCGAUACUGAGUACGUUCCUAAGGGGACCGCUAUUGAAGAAUCAAGAGAAAGCGUAGACUCCCAAUCUGAGGAUUCGCUCCAUGGUAAUUCACCUCAACUAUCACCAAUCAAAGAAGUAAAUCUCAAUGAUAAGAUUCCAACUCCACCUCAUUCUUCCACUCACACGUCCAUUGACAUUAUUAUCACACCUUGUCCACCUCAUUUAACUAUUCCCGUUUCCACCCCUAUCUUCAUUGAUUCAACCAUCGCUCCUACUAUCUCCAUCCAACCUUUUGUGUGUGUGAACGUACCUGAUAUGGGGGCUGAACCUUCAAGUCUUUCAACUCAUCUUUCACCUCCUAUUUCCCAUAUUAUUCAUGAUGAGCCACACAUGGUCUUCUGUGAUGAAAAAGACGAAGAUAUUGAAGGUUUUACUUACAGUCCCUUCAAAAUUAGGAAUGAGAAGGAUGAUGUGGAACACGUAGUAACAUGGCAAAUUCAAUCUCUACAUGAAAAGAUUGACCAACUGCUUCAAUCUACCAAAGCCUCAUCCCUUGACGAUUAUGCCAAAUCAUCUGUUGAGUCUCUCUUUGAGCACAUCAUGAAACAACAUACUACUUUUGUUGAAACCUCAAGUAAAAUUGUUGCUGAUUAUGCUGAGGUUUGCAAGUCUACGACCGAGAAAGUCGAUAAAAUAAUUAAGAAGACCAUUUCCUUCAUGGAAAACUUCCAAACCACCUAUAAUUCCAACACUACAUUCUCUAAUGAAGCAUUGAAGAGUUUGGGAUCUCUCUUCAAGAAUGAAAAGACAAAACUCCAAGAGCUUCCAUCUGGUCUUAAAACUGACCAUGAGUACUUUCAAGCCCCUCUUUCGUCUCAUCUUUCUCAGCUUAAAGACAAACUUGAGAAGGAAAUCUCUCUUAAGGAUUCUCUCACUCUUAAAACCGAAGAAGCCAAGGUGUCAAGCACCAGACAUGAAGCUUUGUAG